AUGUAUUUUAAUAAAGAAAAAAACGAGAAUGAUGAAGAAAGUAAAAGGAACGUAGUAAAUAAAAAUAUGGUAAAUCAUAAAAAUAAAAAAUAUGUUAGAAAUAUAAGGCAAUCUGUUUACAAUAUUAAAUAUAUAAAUAAAUUUUAUAAACGUAAUAACGAUAUAAGAGUAAAAAAAGGUAAUAAUGGAACAACCUUUAAUAAUAAUUCAUUGAGCUCAAACAAUUUAAAAUUAGAAAGUAAAAAUAAUCAGCAAUCAUAUUUUAAUAAAAAUUCUGCAAAUAGAAAUAAUAAAGAAAAUACUCGAUUAAAUGCAUAUAAAAAGAACUAUUUUGAUCAGGAUAAUAUAAAUUAUAAUAGUUUAAUUAAUUCGCAAACAUCAGUUUGCUCUAUACAUAUUGAGAAAACAGAUGAUGAUAUUAAAAAUCAAAUAAAAUGCACUGAAUCAUAUUUAUAUGAUAAUAGAAAUAAUUCAAAUGAAAUUUCUCAGCAAAACUAUCCUAUGUUCGUAGAAGAAAUAAAUUUUAAUGAGAAUUUGGUUUUAUUAACAGGUAUACUUAUUCUAUCAAGUAAUGAUAAAAUAUUUAAUAACUUAGAAUUUGAAGGAAAAACACAUCCAUCGCCUAUUGAUUGUAAUUUAAGUAUUUAUGUUAAUGUUGUUAAUAAAUAUAAUUAUCAUUAUUUUAAACAAUUAUAUCCAGUAUCUUAUAAUUUUAAAAAUAGAUUAUUAUUUGCUUCUUUGAAUAAUUCUACCAUUGAUUCAUCAUUAUUAAUAGAUAAAAUUAUUAUUAAGGGAUGUUUUAAAACAUUAUCCUUAAUUGUAUUAGGACAAUCAGAAGAAAUAAAUGAAGCAUUAAAAUAUUAUAGAGAAAAUUUCUAUGACAGCAACUUGAGAAGCAAAAUUAAUGAAGAAACAUUAGAUGUAGAAAAUGUAGAUUUAGAAAAAGAUGAAAUAUAUGCACCUAAGAAAUCGGUAGAUAUAAAAACAUAUAAUAUAAAUACAUUAAUGGAAGAAAAUGUUACUUGGAAGAAAUAUAAUAAAAUGGAUUAUUUUCAUGAAGAUUAUUUAUCAGAAGAAGAUAAUCAUAAAGAAUUAUAUAAAUUGUCAAAUAUCUUAGAAGAAGAAUUUAUAAAAAAUAAUUUUCAAAAAAUGAAUAAUUCAGAUAAUAACUAUUUAAAAAGUGAAAUGAAAAAGGAGGAAGUAGGUAUUUCAUAUGAAAAUGAUAUAAAGAACAAUGAAGAAAUAAUAAUGAACAGUAAGAAUAAUGAAAUGUGUGAAAAUAUUAAAAAUAAUGAAAAUAACGAUGCAAAUUAUACUGAUUCAAAAUUAGAUGAAGAUAACGAAGAAAAAUAUAUGAAUUAUUUUAUACCUCCAAGAAAUGAUUUGAUAGUAAAAAUUUUAAAUUUACUUACGGAAAUAUAUAAAAGUAAAAAAGAAAUAUGUAAAAGUGACAUUUUAAUAUAUAAAAAAAUAAUUAAAUAUGGAGCAUUGUGGUUAUUUUACAUAUAUAAAAAUAUAAAAAAUAAAGAAGAGAAUUUUCUUAUAAAUUACUCAGAAUAUAUGCAAAUUAAAAUUCAUGAUAUACUAGGUUGUUUACUAAUAUUAAGAAGAUGUGCAUUAUAUUCAGAUUUAGCUAAAUAUAUAAUACAUAUGAAUUUUAACUCAGAUGUUUUAUAUUUUGAUAAUAAAUCUCCUCAUGUUUUAAUUUAUUUAAUUGAUAUGCUCCAUGUUAAUAAUAUUUAUUUUUUAUCAUCUUGGAAAAUUAAAACGUCAAUAUUAAAGACUAUUAUUGCUAUCAUUUCUAAUUCUUAUGUUAUGAACCUUUUUUGCAAUUAUGUUGACGAAAGUAAUGAAUCAUCAUAUAUAAAAUUGCUAAAAUUAUCAUCAACUAACAAAAUGAAAAGAUACAAUAUUAAAAGACUACUUGGUAUAAUUAUGAGUAAAGUAAAACUUUUUGAAGAAAUUAAUAAAUUUGAAAGCAGUAUUAUAGACAUAAUCUUAAAUAGGAGAAAUUAUGAUAAAACAUUAUUCAGCAAAAAAUUUAUUUCUAAAUUUAUUUAUGAACUAAAAAGUGUUCAUAAAGAGUUAUUUCAACAUACUUGUAAUCACGAAAGUAAAAACAGUUGCUAUGAUGCACUAUAUGAAAACGAAAUUUUUGUUUUUAAUGAGAAGAAUAAAAAGAAGAAUAAUUUUUAUUUACACAAAUUGCAUAACUAUAUUAUUUCUUAUUUACAAAGAAAUCAGUUUUUCACCCUUUUUAUAUAUAUUUUAAAGGAAUUUGAAGUUCAUAUAAAAAAUUCAUUAUUUUUAAAUUCUUAUGAUAUUUGCUUUAUUACUGCAGUUAACGAAUUUUUAUUUUAUUUUCUAAACUGUUCAGGUGGAAUUAACCUAUUAACAAAUUAUAAUAUAGAAUUAUUUGAAAAUUUGUAUAAAAGUAUAUGUUUAAUUAUAAAUAGAAAAAUGAAAGAAUUAAAUGCUAAUAUAAAUGAUAAAAAUAAUGAUUUGAACAAAUUAAAAGGUAAUGAUGAUAACUGUACUGAGGCUAAUGAACAAAUUCUUCAAAAUAAUGAAAAUAGAAUUGAUGAUAUUGAUAACUUAAGUGAAGACAAUAUUAAAAUAAAAAAUAGCGAAAAUGAAUUGAGUUAUGAGUUUGAAGAUCCAUAUAGUGAAAAUGCUGCAUUAAAAGAUAAAAAUAAAAGUACAUCUUUAAACGAUAAUAAAAAUAUUAUUAAUAUGAGUUACAAAAAUGAUAAUGUGAAUGAAUUUUUGAAUACAACAGAUUCUUUAAAAACUAUUGAAAGUGAAAACACUGUAAACAUAAAUAAUUCUACAUGUGAGAACAACACGAAAGAAGAAAAAGAAUUAUUAAAUAGUUUAGAUGAUAUAAGUGAUGAUUUUAUUUAUAAUGAAAAAAACUUUUAUUAUGAUAAUUUAAAGUGCGUUUAUACUUAUAAUGAUAUAUUAAGAAAUAAGGAUAUUUCUGAGAAGUUUUAUUUAGAUGGCUAUAAUUAUAAAGAUAUUAAAAAUACUCGUAAUUAUUGUUCUUUUAUUUUAUGCUCAUUGAAAACAUUUUCGAGAGUAGACAUAUUAAUUAACAAUUUUUUUAAUUUAGGAGAAGAAAUAUCACUAGAAUAUUUAAAGUUUUUUAAUGUAUUAUGUUCAUAUCCUUUAUCUAAAUUAGCUCUAUACAAUAAUAAUAAUUUUUAUAAUUUUUUUCUUCAUAUUAUUUAUCUCUUUUACUAUUUUAUACAUUUAGAAAAAUUAUAUGAAAAUAAAAUGAAUGAAUCUACAAAAAAAAAAGACAAAAUUGAUAACAGUAAUGAAGAGGAAGAAGAUAAUAAAGAGAAAAAAAAGGAUGAAAAGGAAAAAGAAAAAGAAAGAAAAAAAAAUUAUGCAAAAAAUUUGAGCAUAUCUAAUAAAAUAGAAGAAAAUGAUACUAAUUCAAAUGAAUUUGUUUUAAUAUCUAUUCGAUAUAUAUUAAAUAUUAUUUAUAAUUUAAUAUUCUAUGAUGAAUCAGGAUAUUUUAUAUUUCACUUUGGUUAUUCGAUUUUUGUAUGUCUAGAAGAAAUUAGAAAUAUUACAGGAGAAAUAAAAAAAAAAAAAGAUUACUCAUUUGGUACACUAAAUUACAAUGUACCUAAGAAGAUAUUCUUAAAAGAUUAUAUAAGCAGUGAUAAAUUAUUUUAUAAAUAUUUUUUUUAUUUAUACGAAAAUUUAAAAAAUUUGUAUAUUGAUUUAUAUAGAUAUGAAAAAAAAAAAUUUAAUGAAAUGCACAUUAAUAAAAAAAAAGAAUCAUAUAAAGAAAGUAUUUUUAACAUUUUAAAUAAAUAUAAUCAAGAGCUAAAUAAAAGUUAUAUAAAUAAAAUAAAUGAUGAUAAACGAAAUAGAAGUAUAAAUAAUGAUAUUAAUAAAAUAAAACAAAACUUGUUUAACAAUGAAGAAAUUUUCAUAAAUUUGCUACCAUUAAAAUCUAAUUAUACUCCUAAUGUCAAUAAAAUAAUUGAAAGUUGUAAAAUAGAAAAAGAUAAGUACUCUUUAAAAAAAUCAAAAGAAUUAAAUAACUAUAAUUGUAAAUUAAAUAAUGAUAUAUAUAUAAAUCAAUCAACAAAAAAUUGUACACGACUUGGAAGCACAAAUAACCAGUAUGUUGAAUUAUUAGAAGAGUUAGAUGAUAAUCCUAGUAAUAAUCUAAGCAAAAAACUAGACACAUAUCCAUUUUUAUCUUUAAAUUUAUUAUAUUAUUACAUGAAUUUAUGCUAUAAUAUCUAUUAUUUUAUGAAUGUAUAUGAAAACGAAAAAGAUGAAUCAAAUCAAGAAAAAGAAUUUUUUUUUAUUAAUAAUUCUGGUUUCUUUUAUAAUAACGACUUUGAAUAUAAUAAUUAUAUAUGUAUAAAAAAUGAUAAGAUUGAUGAAAUAAACAAGCCAAUUAAAGAUGUAUAUUAUACUAAAAAGAAAAGUAAAGAGAAUAAAAUAUUUAGAGAGGAAAAUAAUUACGUAAGUAACGAUGAAAAAGAAAUAUUCUCAGAUGAUUACUUAAAUUCUAUAAAUUAUAUAAAUAAAUAUGAUCAGAACAAUUUUAAAAAUAUAGGAACAAUAUUAUAUAAUGAAAAUAAUUUAGAAUUCUUAAUAAAAUUAAUAUCCAAAUCCAUAUUUUUCUUAAAUGUAAAUAUUUUUAAAUUAGCUUUAUUGAAUUUUAAUAAAUUAAGUGGAAGAAAUCUUUACAGAAUUUUGAAAAAUAGAUUAAAAAGUAUAUUUUUUGUUAAAAGUGUUUUAAAUAUUUUAUUUAAUUUUUUUUAUAAUUUAACAUAUAAUAAUAAUUCUAUAACAUUAAAAUCAUAUAGGAAUAAUGAAUUAUUAUAUUCCUUAUUGUAUUUAUUAACUAAAUUAUUAAGUUUUAAUGAUUGGCUUGGAUCAAAUAAUGUAUCAGAAUACAAUCAUCAUUCUUCUAUUUUUGUUUUAAGAUAUAAUAUUAUUUAUAUUCUAAGAAUAUUUUACAUUUGGUUUAAUAAAACGUCAGAUAAUCAAUCAUUUUUAUUUCGUUGCGUUUUAAAAUAUACAAGAUCAAUACCAUCAUUUAGUACAGCAGGUAUGCUUCUUAUUUUAACAUUUUUUGAUUUCAAAAACAUUUUUCCAGAUUACAUAUAUUCCUUUUAUAUUACUAAUAAUUUAAAGAAUAUAUGUUAUGAUAGUAUAAAGAACAAUGUAAAAAGUAAUGAAGGUGAUACUGAAGAAGAGGAAGAAGAAGAAAUAUUAGAGGAAUCAGAAUUGGAAGAAAAUAAUGAAGAAGAAAAAGAAGAUGAAUAUACAAUAGAACAUGAGACAGAACAAAAACAUGAGCAAAAUGAAGAUUAUAUAAAAAAAAUAGAAAAUGAAAAUAAAGAAAAGGAGUGUGAGCAAUAUAUAGGACAAGAUAAUAUAUAUUCUAAUAUUAUCAAAGAAGAAAACAAAGGGGGGGAUUCCUAUAAAGAUUAUAGUGAAGAGGAAAAAAUUUGUGAAGAAAAAGAAAACAAAAAAAGAAUAAUAGAUAAUGAAAUGAAUAGAAAAGUAAAAGAUAAAGAAAAUGAGCAUCCAAAUGAUAUAAUUGAUGAUGAUUUAUAUUAUGAACUCUAUGAAGAACAAAAUUGUAAUAAAUAUAAAUAUGAGAUGUUAAAUGAAGAAAAAACAAGUUAUGAGGAUAUUCCUUCUAGUGAUAACACAAAGCAUAAACUUGAUGAGAAUAUCAAUUAUAGUAGAAAUAUAAAAAUAGAAAAAGACAAUAAUAUUAUAGAAGAUGAACUUUCAAAAGAAAAUGAAAAAAAUGAAAAUAGGAAAGAGGAUAGAAAUGAAGUGUUGAAUAAUAAAAUAUACAAAGACAAUAAUAAUUUACAUAAUAAUACAAAUAUUAAAAAUGAAAAUAGUGAUAUAAAGGAAUAUGAAGAUAUAAUUAAUAGAAAUAGUAAAAAUUUAAAUACCAUUAAUAAUAAUAUAAAAGAAAAAAGAUAUUUAAAUGAUUCUUCUAUUAUUAAAAACAGUCAUAAAUAUGACAAAUUAACUUUAUGUAAAAAUAAUUAUGAGACAUUUAAUUAUUAUUCUCAUAUUUUAAAUAAUAGUAGUAUAAAUUAUUUUAGUGAUUUAGAAGAUGAAGAAGAAGACGAAGAUAGAGAGAAAGAGGAGAAUGAUGAAUUAAUAGAGAACAAAAGAGAAAAUAUUAACAAUAAUAUUAUUAAAGAAAAAAAGGAAGAUUAUAAAGAAAAUUUAAAUAAGGAAAAAGAUUUAGAAAAAAUAAUUUUAUAUUGUAAAUUAAGUAAUCCAUUUAAUAUUGAAAAAAGAAGAAAUUUAUAUUUAUGCUGUUCUAUAAAUAUAAAAAAAAAAAUAAUGAAUGAGAAGUAUUGUGAGUUUUUUCGUAUUUUUAAUUUAAAUUAUUCUUCUGAUGAUUAUGAAGAGGUGUUUUAUUCGGAUAAUAAUAAGAAAUCAAACGAUAAUUAUGUUUCUAUGAUAGGUAAUUUGACAAUUAACUUGAAAGAUUUGAAUGAAAAUGAAAAUAGCAAUGACGAUGCAAAUAAUCAAGCGAAUUAUAAUUGUUUUGAUGAAGAUGCUUUAAAAAAUUAUAUAGGAAAUAAAAUUAAAGGAAUUUCUUUUUUAUCUACUGAUAAAAUUUAUAAAAACAAAAAAAAUUUAAGAGAUUUGCAUAAUGAAAAUAAUAAUUUAAAUAUUUUGAGUAAUAAUGAUGAUAAUAAUUUUAUGAGAAACAAUGAUAAGAAAGAGAAUGAUUAUCUAAACUACAAAAACAAAGUAGAAGAUAAAAAUAAUAAGGAAAAAUUAUAUUAUAACAAGUCAGAAGGUGCUACUUCUCCAUUUUCUAUUAAAAAUUUUUUACAAGAUAGUGAUGAAGUGCACUAUGAAAAUAUAUUAGAUAAAUUGAGAAGGAAAGAAUAUUUAUUUGAUCAAAACAUUAAUAUGAAUAGCUUAAAGGAAGAAGAAAAAGAAAAAUUAACAUUAAUAAGAAAAGAAUUAAAAAUUAGGGAAUACACAAGCUUUGAAGAUUUUUGUGAUUAUAUCAAUUUUAUUAUAAGAGUAAGCAAAAGUAAUAAUGUUAUUGGAAGAUGCUUAAGUGCAUAUUGUUGCGUUAUAUUUAUAAACCAUAGAAUACCUAUAUUUUCAAUUUUAUUUGAAUAUGUUCGUAAAACAAUAAAUAAUAUAAAAAAUUUAAAUUCGUUUAAUAAAAAUAAUGAUAGCAAUACAAGUAUAUGUAUGAAUAAAAUCAAUUACUUUUCUUUUUUUUCAUAUAACAAUACCCAAUCAAAUAAUGCUUACUACACAUAUAAUCAAGAGAUAUAUCAUCUUAAGGAGCUCUGUAAUGUAUUUUCAUUUAUCCUGGACAUUUUAAAAAUAUGCUUUUUUAAUAAUUAUAAAAAUAACUACAAUAAACUAAUUAAGCUAAUAUAUUUUCCGUCAAAAAAAUUAUUGAACAUGUUAUAUAAUAUGAUUAAAAAUUUAAAAAAAGUAUUCCCUCAAGAACUUAUUAGAUUUAUUAUAAAAUUGUCAAGCACUAUUUUUCAUGGUUAUGCAUAUGUUCUUUUUAUAUUUUUUAAUAAACAUAACAUUUUAUAUAAUGAAGAUAAAUUUAAAAUAACAUGUUUAAAAGAAGAUGUUAAUGAAAAUUUUGAUAAUAAUAAUAAUAUUUUAUUCAUUAAUAAAGAAGUUUAUUAUAAAGAAAAGGAAUUUAUAAUAAAUCAAAGUAUAGAAGAAAAAAGAAUUAACAGAUAUCAGAAUCUUAAUAAUAACUAUAAAAAGAAAAUAUUAUUUUCGUGUCCCAAUUUUAUUAAAUACAUAAAUUUUUUUAUUAAUUAUUUUUUUGAACUAAUUAAUACAAAAAAUAUUGUUGACAACAAUAAUAAAGAAAUACUUUAUAAAUAUGCAGAUUAUAUUGACAUAAAAACUGUUAAUCUUUGUUUAAUAAAUAUUUAUGAAAUAGUGAAAAAUAAAAUUUUAUAUUUCUUCACCUUUUUUAAUGUAGAAAAGAAAUUGAUUAAUUUUUUUUUUAGAUAUAUACAUAAUUACAAAGAUAAAAUGAAAAGAAAAACAGUUUUCCAAAAAAAUAAUAGCCUAAGCAUGGAAGAAUAUAUUGAAAAUCACAAUAAUGAAAUUAUAUAUAUUCAUGUAUAUGAUUUUUAUAUAAAAUUAAAUGAACAUAUUAAUAUAGGAAAGUUAUUAGAAUUCUUUUCCUUUUAUUUUGAUAUUAUUGAAGAAACAAAUUAUAAAAUUAUUGAAUUAUAUGAAUAUAUUAAUAUUAUAGAUAUUAUAUUAAAUAUUAUUUUAAAAAUAAUAAAUUAUAAUUUUAAUUCUUUAUUUAUUCUUAUGCAUUUAAUUCUUAAUGAUAAUUCUUUUACUAUGAAAUUUAUAAAAAUUCAACAAAAUAAAAACAAUUUUGAAAGGCAAAAAUCAUUUAAGGAAAAAAAGAAAAUUAGUCACAGAAAUGGAAAUGAAAAAAUAAAUAAUGAUGAUAUAAAUUAUAUAGAAGAUUUUAAAAACAAUUUUUUAAAUAACUUAUUAAAUAGUUUAAAUAAUCUGUACGCCUUUAUAGUUAAUGCAAUAGAGAAAAAUUGUGAUGAAGAUACAAAUAAUACAAAAGAAAAGGACUUAAUAAAUAAAAAAGAGAAGGCAUUAGAGUCAUCAUAUAUUUCUGGUAUUAAUACAAAUGAAAAAACAAAUAAUGAAAUUUCAAAUCAGGAUAUAAAUAUAAAUCAAAACAGUUCAUUAUAUAUUUUAUCUAAAAUUAUUUUAAGUAUGAUUGAUAAAUUGAAAUCAAUUAAGAAAAAAGUUCUUAAUUUAAAUUCUUCGUUUGCUUCAAACAUAACUUUUAAAAACUUUCUUUUAUUUACAUGUUAUGAUAUAAAAGAAUUAAAUAUUCUGUACAUGAAUCAAAAUAUAAAGAAGCAUAGAAAAAAUAGUUUAGAUAGUGCUCUUCUAAGUUGCGAAAUAUCCUUAAAAAGAAGAAAAAUAGAAGAAAAAAAACAAUUAUUAGAUAAUAAUAAUGAUGAAAUUAAAACAGACUUAAAUCAGGAAAUAGAAAAUAAUAACAAUGAGGUACAUGUAAUCAACUUAUAUAAUGUAAAUGAACUAGAUGAAUAUAAAUCAAACAAUGAAAUUAAUGAAAUAAAUGAAAAUGGAUUAGAUAAAAUUGAGGUAAAUGACAAUAAUUUAAAUGAAAAUGAUACAAAUGAAAAUACUGUAGAUACAAACAUAUUAAAUAGAAUAUUUCUUAAAGAUGAUAAAUCAAAAGAUUAUUCCUUUUUUUUUGAAAAUGUCUUCAAUGAUAUUAACUUAGCAAUAAACAAUAAAUAUUUAUUUAGUAAAUUAAGUGAUAUUUUUUUCUCUAAAAGCAUAUUAAAUAAAAUAAUCAAAUCAUUUGAAUCUCAUCAACACUUAGAUGAUAACUAUUUAAUAACUAUAAAAAAUAUUAAUUCAAAUAAUUUAAUUCCAUCAGUUAAUAAGAAAUUAUAUGAUCACUGUUCUCAUAUACUUUGUGAUAUUCAGUCAAAUAUAUAUUUGAAUGAAAAUGAUGAAGAUAGAAAAAGUUUUACACUAUUUAACAUUGCUCAAGAAAAUAAAUCAAAAGAAAUUGAUGAAAACCAUUCAUUAUAUAAUUACAUAAGGCUAUUAAAAGAGGAGAAUAAUAAAUUACAAAAAAAAAAAAUAGAUUUAAAUACUCAGCUUAUGCAAUCAAAAGGUAAACAAUUCAAGAGAAUUGAUAAAAACACAUUUGAAGAUCAUUUCAGAAAUAGAAAAACAUUAUCAUCAAGAGCUCCAUCAAAACAUGUUGAUGAUUACGAAGCCACAAAUGCUACUAUUAAUAAUACUACGACCAAUAAUAAUAAUAAUAAUGAAAAUGAUGAAACGAAUAAUGAAAAUAAUGAAAAUAUUGAUAUAAAUAAUAAAAAUAAAUUUAAUAAUGUUAUAAAUAAAAAUAUAAGUAACCAAGAAAAUAAAACAAGUAAUACAAUAAAUAGUAACCUUAAUAAAAUAAAUGUAAAUAAUAAUAUAAAUAAUAGUAAUGAUUUUAUGACUAAUAUAAAUAAUGAUAAUACUACUACCAGUUCAAAUGCGAAUAAUAUAAAAAAUGAGAAUAGUAAUAUUACAUUAAAUAAAAAUAAUUUAACAAAUAAUUUGGUUAAUAAAAUAGGAAUAGAUGCUAAUAAAGAGAUGAAACCAAACGAUCCAAAACAUAUGGACAAUUCAAUUAAAAUGGUUCCUUCUAAAGUGAAUAUUUUAAGAAACUCUAAAAAAUUUCAUAACCCAAAUUAUAUUAAUAAAGAAAAUUAUAAUAAUAUGAACAAUGAUAGUUAUAAUGAUAAUUAUAAUAAUGAUAACUAUAAUGAUAAUUUUAACUAUAAUAGUCAAAAUAUUAAUAGUUAUGACAAUUAUAACUAUGAAAGCUAUAAUAAUGAUAAUUAUGAUAAUUUUAAUAAUUAUAAUAACAACAUUAACAGUUAUAACAAUAACUAUAAUUAUGAUAAUGAUAUAGCAAAUAAUGCAGGCAUUGAUAAUAUUCAUUCAUCUAAUUAUUCUUUUAAUUCAAAUAAUAACAUUAACCUAAAUAAUGUUGCUGAAGCAAAUAAUAAUAUUAAAAGUGAUGUUAAUAAUAAUAAAAACAUAAAAAUAUAUGACUAUAACAACAUAAUAAAUAAUGAAAAUAUAAGUACAUUACAUAUGAAAAGUCAUCAUAAUAUAUCUGAUACUAAUCCUCCUUUUUUUAAUUAUAAUAAAAAUGAUAUCAACAAUAAUAGUAAUAAUGAUAUCGAAAUUAAAGAUAGUAAUAAUAAUAUAACACAUGAUACUAAUGAAAAUAAUAAUUCACAAAAUUCUAAUUAUAUAUCUUCUAAUAAUUCGGACGUAAACAAUAGCCAUUUCUUUGAUUCUCCUAACUUGAAACACAUAAAUAAUAAUGGAAACCAAAAUAAUAUAAGUAAAAAUGCAACUAAUGAAAUUAAAGAAACAAAUGAGUUAAGUAAAAAUUCUAAUUUUGACGAUUGCGAUUGCUAUAAAUUUAAUGUUUUAGGAUGGAAAGAAUUUUCUCAAGAUGGACAUAAAAAUGAUUUAGAUGUUUGUAAAAUUGUUAAUAAACCAGUGUUAUUAAGAGAUCCUCGCAUUAAAAUGAAAUUUCUUAAAAUAUUAGAUAGACAUAAAAAUAUCAAAGAUAUAUUUAAAAGACUUGGAGUUGAUAUUAAAUAA
Molecule: messenger RNA, 11211 nt
Organism: Plasmodium relictum
Lineage: Eukaryota; Apicomplexa; Aconoidasida; Haemosporida; Plasmodiidae
Product: conserved Plasmodium protein, unknown function
Exons: 4
Coding region: 1-11211 (3736 amino acids)
Source: RefSeq, a predicted model, not a curated record